Molecule: messenger RNA, 564 nt
Organism: Trametes versicolor FP-101664 SS1
Lineage: Eukaryota; Fungi; Basidiomycota; Agaricomycetes; Polyporales; Polyporaceae
Product: RnaseH-domain-containing protein
Exons: 1
Molecular function (GO): nucleic acid binding; RNA-DNA hybrid ribonuclease activity
Source: RefSeq, a predicted model, not a curated record
AUGGCUUGCCGCAAAACCCCACCCUUUGCACCCAUGCAUGUAGUGAGUGACUCCAAGUAUGUUGUGGACGGCCUAACGAAACACCUCCCAAUGUGGGAGCGCAGAGGGUGGUUAGGUGUGGCAAAUGCCGGGGCCCUACGUGAGCUGGUGGGCCUGCUGAGAAUGCGGAGUGCCCCUACCACCUUCAAAUGGAUCAAAGGGCAUGCUGGUACCCGGGGGAAUGAGGAGGCGGACCGCCUGGCUGGGGAGGCUGCUACCCUUCCCCUGCCCUUCCGCCCCCUUUCCCUGCCAGCGCCGGACCGGUAUAAUGUGCGGGGUGCCGCCCUCCUCUACCUCACACAGCGACUAGCAUACCAGGGAGUGCGUGAAUGGAACACACUGAAAGGAAGGGUGGCAACGACCCGCACCAUCCUCUGUGUCCAAGCGGACAUGGAGCAUGUAACAACAGUGCUGCCUGGGGAGAGUGCCAUAUGGUGCCUCCUACGGAAAGACCCGGUUUCAAAGAAGACAAGGGACUUCAUGUGGCGUGCCCUGCAUGAUAGCCACAGAGUGGGCAAGUACUGG